Molecule: messenger RNA, 1892 nt
Organism: Thermothielavioides terrestris NRRL 8126
Lineage: Eukaryota; Fungi; Ascomycota; Sordariomycetes; Sordariales; Chaetomiaceae
Product: glycosyltransferase family 20 protein
Exons: 3
Coding region: 116-1654 (512 amino acids)
Biological process (GO): trehalose biosynthetic process; cellular response to heat
Cellular component (GO): alpha,alpha-trehalose-phosphate synthase complex (UDP-forming); cytosol
Molecular function (GO): alpha,alpha-trehalose-phosphate synthase (UDP-forming) activity
Source: RefSeq, a predicted model, not a curated record
ACCAUCACCAAAGUAGCGCGGCAGCUUCUGCGAUUGCCCACCCCGAAGCAGUGCUCCACCGGCACUGCCUGCGUCACAGUUCCCCGCUGAAUCCCGUCGAGUCGCCGCAGCCACGAUGCCUGGUGUCAUCGAAGAUCAGAGCGGUGCCUCGGGCAGGCUACUCCUGAUUUCCAAUCGCCUGCCCAUCACCAUCAAGCGCUCCGAGGAUGGCCAGUACAGCUUCUCGAUGUCCUCGGGCGGUUUGGUUACUGGCCUGAGCGGGCUCUCCAAGGCCACCAGCUUCCAGUGGUACGGCUGGCCCGGCCUGGAGGUCCCGGAGGCCGAGGCGGGGCCCAUGCGCCAGCAGCUGAAGGAGAAGUACAAUGCGAUCCCCGUGUUUGUGGACGACGACCUGGCCGAUCGCCACUACAAUGGCUUUGCCAACUCGAUUCUCUGGCCCCUCUUCCACUACCACCCCGGCGAGAUCACCUUUGACGAGUCCGCCUGGGCCGCAUACCGCGAGGUUAAUCGGCUGUUCGCCCGGGAAGUGGUCAAGGAUGUGCAGGACGGCGACCUGGUCUGGGUACACGACUAUCAUCUGAUGUUGCUGCCGGAGAUGCUGCGCGAAGAGAUCGGACAGACCAAGAAGAACGUGAAGAUCGGCUUUUUCCUGCACACCCCGUUCCCCAGCAGCGAGAUCUACCGCAUCCUGCCCGUGCGCGAGAAAUUGCUGGGGGGCAUCCUGGAGUGCGAUCUGAUCGGCUUCCACACGUACGACUACGCGAGGCACUUUUUGAGCAGCUGCUCGAGGAUACUGUCGGCCUCGACAGCACCAAACGGUGUCGAGUGGAAUGGAAGGUUCGUGACGGUCGGCGCCUUCCCGAUCGGCAUUGAUCCCGAGAAGUUCGUCGAGGGCCUCAAGAAGCCGAGCGUGCAGAACCGCAUCGCGACGCUCAAGCGCAAGUUCGAGGGCGUCAAGCUGAUCGUCGGCGUCGACCGGCUCGACUACAUCAAGGGCGUGCCGCAGAAGCUGCACGCGCUCGAGGUGUUCCUCACGGAGCACCCCGAGUGGAUCGGCAAGAUCGUGCUGGUGCAGGUGGCGGUGCCGAGCCGGCAGGACGUCGAGGAGUACCAGAACCUGCGCGCCGGCGUCAACGAGCUGGUCGGGCGCAUCAACGGCAAGUUCGGCACGAUCGAGUUCAUGCCGAUCCACUUCCUGCACCAGUCGGUCAGCUUCGAGGAGCUGACGGCCCUCUACGCCGUGAGCGACGUCUGCCUGGUGAGCUCGACGCGCGACGGCAUGAACCUCGUCUCGUACGAGUACAUCGCGACGCAGCGCGAGCGCCACGGCGUCAUGGUCCUGUCCGAGUUCACGGGCGCCGCGCAGAGUCUUAACGGCAGCCUGAUCGUGAACCCGUGGAACACGGAGGAGCUGGCCAACGCCAUCCACGACGCCGUCACCAUGUCGCCCGAGCAGCGCGAGGCGAACUUCCGCAAGUUGGAGCGCUACGUCUUUAAGUACACGAGCGCCUGGUGGGGGCAGAGCUUCGUGACCGAGCUGACGCGCAUCACCGCCGCCGACGACGACGGCAAGGACGGCAACAACCACGCCAACCACUCGGCCAAGCCGGUGCUGCGCGUCGCCGUUGACGGCGCCGCUGAGGCCGCCCACUAAGCAAUCCAGGGGGCGCAGGGCGCGCUGUUGCCGUGGGCACGGCCCGGGCGACAAGGGCUUGGGGUAGAUCCGAAUGCCGUUGAUCUUCGCGACCCCUGCGUUUCUUUGGCCGCUUCGGGGAGGUCCUCAAGGGGUGCCCGGAGGAAGAGGCCGGCCUGUGCGAGGACAGGUCAGAGGGUCACUUUGCAAGUGGCAGCGCGAGCGGUUGGUUGGAAAAGGACACAACCCCGCUUGCAUG